AUGGAGAAAGUCGCUCCGAUUGAUCUUGAUUCAAAGCUCCAGCCCGUCAAAUAUGAGAUCGCUGGAACAAAUAAGUCAUCGAAAGUCCUUGUCUUGGAUGUUGAGAUUCUGGAGGCCACCGGCCGGGAGCCUUACAGAGGAGAUGUCCUCAUCGUAGGCGAAAGAUUUUCCCAUGUGGGUGACGUCCCUAAUAAAGAAACACUCUUGGCAGAUCCCAGUGUCCGUGUUUCCUACGGAAGGGGGCGUACAUUAAUGCCGGGAUUGGGGGAUGCGCACACAUAUUUUACCUGGAAUGGUGGUGAUUUAGAUCGGCUGGGAACUCUCGGUGUGGAAGAACAUACUCUUCUUACCGCCAGAAGUGCUGAAUGCUUUUUGGAUUCCGGGUACACCAUGUGCUUUGGAGCUGCGUCCCCGUUUCUUGCUAAUGGUCAGGAAAUGGCACGAAGAGGUGGCGAGCUAGUUGGAGGGAUUACUGCGUAUGCUGAUGGCCCUGAGGAAAUGCGAGAAGUGAUCCGUGAACAUAUCGAGCUCGGAGUGGAUCAAGUAAAGCUUUCAAUGUCUGGAGAAUCGAUCACGGAGACUCGAGAUGCGGAGGAUUGCUAUUUCACCCUAGAGGACACAGCAGCAUGUGUGGAUGAGGCACACAAAAUGAAUAAGCGAGUCUGCUCGCACGCAAGAGCCAGAGACUCUGUCCAGCAAUCAGUAGAUUACGGAGUGGACGUCAUCUAUCAUGCAUCUUAUAUCGAUGAAAAAGGAAUGGAUUCACUUGAAAAGAAGAAAUCUAAAAUCAUCGUGGCACCUGCCAUCAAUUGGCUUGUUGCUACGCUCCAUGAUGCUGUCAUGUUUGGCUACUCCACGGAAAAGGCUGAGCAAGGAGGUUACCAGCGCGAGCUUGAUGCGGCCGACCUUGCUAUUGACUAUGGAUUCGCUUGGACGCCUCACGGUACUUAUGCGCGAGAGCUUUCACACUUUGUGGAGCGCUUUGAUUUCACACCUCAUGAAUCUAUUAUAGCCGCAACCUUUGGUAUGGCUAAGCUGUUCAUGCGCUCUCAUGAAAUGGGCCAGAUCAAGGUUGGCAAAUAUGCGGACUGUCUUGUGGUCGAUGGAGAUCCACUGAAAAAUAUAACCAUACUACAGGAUCAUGACCUUCUUAACAUCAUAAUGAUCAAUGGGAUGGUCUAUAAGGCGGGGAUUGGAGAGUAUGUCAUUCCCACGGAGGGUCUGACUGGUAUUCAUUCUAUGACGAAUGAAAUGAGUCAUAUGCAAGUACAACGUCCUAUUCUUUCUUGA
Messenger RNA from Penicillium malachiteum, 1290 nucleotides. Its product is annotated as metal-dependent hydrolase family protein. The transcript has 8 exons. Lineage: Eukaryota; Fungi; Ascomycota; Eurotiomycetes; Eurotiales; Aspergillaceae. The record is from RefSeq and is a predicted model, not a curated record. Bases 1 to 1290 code for a protein of 429 amino acids. Gene Ontology annotation, molecular function: hydrolase activity, acting on carbon-nitrogen (but not peptide) bonds.